AGAGCGUUCACAGGUCACGUGUAAAGCGACGUACCAUGGAUUUAAAUUCGAAUAACUUGGAUAAUUUCGCUUGGUCCAAAUUAGAGUACGACUCUGACGCCGAGAGGGAUCCUAAGAAAUGUGAAAAGCUGCAUUGGAAUCCCGAAAAUACUAUGAAAUUAAUAAAAUCAUUGGAACGCGAAUGCAAGGAGCUGUGGGAUAUCACUCAUCCGUUAAAUAAAGUCAAAAAGGCGCGGCAAUUGAAAGUGGAAUACUUAGCAAAUAUAUUUGCAACGUCGCCGGAAGAAAUAAGUCGAAAGAUUCAUAAUUUGCGGACACAAUUUAAUAACGAACUGAGGAAGAUAAAGCGAAAGAGCGGAUCUCCCGAAGCGAGUGGGUGGGAGUACUUUGAGGCCUUGGCGUUUCUGCGUCCGACCCCUGCAGACCCCCUCGAAACGGCGGAAGCUGUUAAUACAGAGCUAGCUGAAUUCCAAACUAAUGAAGAGUUGCGAGUUUCAUCAGCUACACAGUCUCCAAAUGCCGUAAGACCGAGCAUCUCACAUAUACCCUCGUCAUACUAUGACAGUCGAAUACCUCCGCCCAUGAGCCCUGUGUGGAGAAAACAGUACGAACCCAGGAUACAUACAGCUCCUGCACCAGAUGAAUGUCAGAUAUUCGGUGACUUCGUAGCCUCUGAGUUGCGCUUGCUCCGUUCCAUGGACAGUCGUAAGAAGCUUAAGAGAAUUAUCCAACGUGCUAUAAUCCAAAUGGGAGAAGAAGAUGACCAGGCAUAGCUGCUUUACUUAUAAACAUAGUAAUACAGUCGUUUAUAAAUUGAUUGAUUCGUCGGAAAUAUUUUUUCAACAUGACUUUUUAAUUAUAAUUUUAUUAAAUGA
Molecule: messenger RNA, 875 nt
Organism: Pieris rapae (cabbage white)
Lineage: Eukaryota; Metazoa; Arthropoda; Insecta; Lepidoptera; Pieridae
Exons: 3
Coding region: 36-773 (245 amino acids)
Source: RefSeq, a predicted model, not a curated record